AUGGCACUUGUUUCAUCAGAACACUUAAUCGAGAUUCCUCCACAACGAGACUGCUCAUCGUUGAGUGCUAAAGUUUAUGGAGUUGUUGAACUUGAGGUUCAAGUAUCAGAAUUGUUGGAUAAUUUAUCGGUAGCAUUAUCGUGUUUGUACGACAUAACAUCCUUGAAUCUCGCCAAGCAUUCCGCACAUUUUCAACGUUUACAACAGUGUAUUGCAAAAAUCACAGCAAAAUUAGAAACCGCCCGAAAUUCCGUUCAAACAACCUUUAAAGAUAUCGCUCUUGAGGAUGAUUUUCUGUUGUUAUCCGAUGCUUCGAAGACAUCUCAAACGAAACAAUCGCCCGAAUUUUCACCGUCACCGUCUAAACAGUUGAAUCGACUCGACUCGUCAACCACAUCAUCAAAAUCACUCCAAGCUCGAAGCUCUUCUGGUGGCUCUACACCUCAAAGCCAGCCAAGCAACAGUGCUGUGUCAACUACUCCAUCAAGCUCGGCGGCUUGCGACCGUUCUCCGGCCGGUCGUUCGCCGCCACCCACUUCCAGAUCCUACCAAAUGCUGGCAUUGGCGCAAAUAUCAAGUUAUUGUUGUUCCACUGAUCGACUGUUUUAUAAUCAAAGUCAAAAAGAUACUUCGCUCUAUACAGAUCAACUGAAACAAGUAUCAACAAAACAACGACGCCAAACAACACCACAUCAAAAUAGAGAAUAUUUCCGAAUAUCACGGAUUUGA
Molecule: messenger RNA, 729 nt
Organism: Anisakis simplex (herring worm)
Lineage: Eukaryota; Metazoa; Nematoda; Chromadorea; Rhabditida; Anisakidae
Source: the annotation of a GenBank genome assembly